AUCAUCUGUCAAUACACCAUAUGAGGUUCAAUUGGUCAAUACGAAUUCAUGCUUUUUCACUGAACCUUGCUCUUAUUUCAAGAGACAAUUUUAUUUUACAUGCGUGAGUGUCCAGUAAUCCUUGUUAUACGGUUUUACUAUUCGCUACGGUGUGCCGGUUUUGUAGAAAUUAAGAACCAUGCCUAAAGCAUCAGACCAACGCUCACAACUUGUUUUGGAGAACUUCAUCGGGGGAAAGUUUGUCCCCUGCUCCAGACACAUCGACUCAUACGACCCGUCAACCGGAGAGGUGUACUGUAAAGUACCAGACAGCGGCGAGGAUGAGGUGGAGGCAGCGGUGCAGGCUGCGAAGAAGGCCUUCCCCGAUUGGUCAUCUCGUAGCCCCGCGGAGAGGGGGCGGGUCCUCAACAAGCUAGCGGAUCUCCUGGAGGCUCACCUGGAGGAGUUUGCCCAGGCUGAAUCCAAAGACCAAGGGAAGACGGUGGCGUUCGCCCGCACCGUGGACAUCCCCAGGUCUGUGGACAACUUCCGCUUCUUCGCCUCCUCCGUCCUGCACCACACCACCGACUGCAGCCAGAUGGACCACAUGGGCUGCGUCAACUACACCCUCCGCUGUCCUGUGGGCGUGGCUGGAUUGAUCAGUCCCUGGAACCUGCCUCUCUACCUGCUCACAUGGAAGAUAGCCCCAGCUGUUGCUACUGGCAACACUGUGGUGGCCAAGCCCAGUGAGAUGACUUCAGUGACAGCCUGGAUGAUGUGUAAACUCAUGGAGGAAGCCGGCAUCCCUGCAGGUGUGGUCAACAUGGUUUUUGGGACUGGUCCCAGAGCUGGCAGCGCCCUGGUGGGUCACCCUGAUGUGCCCUUGGUGUCCUUCACCGGCUCCACAGCAACAGCUCAGCUAAUCACAGAGCAGAGUGCUCCUUACUGUAAAAAGCUCUCAUUGGAGCUGGGCGGUAAAAACCCCGCCCUGGUGUUUGCUGACGCAGACCUGGACCAAUGUAUCACCACCACUGUCCGCUCCAGUUUCUCCAAUCAGGGAGAGAUCUGUCUGUGCACCAGCAGGAUCUAUGUGGAGCGCAGCAUCUACCCAGAAUUCCUGGACAGAUUUGUGGCGGCAGCCAGGAAGUGGAAGACCGGUGUGCCCUCUGACCCCGACAGCAACAACGGGGCGCUGAUCAGCAAAGAGCACCUGGAGAAGGUGCGUAGCUUCGUGGCUCUCGCCAAAUCCGAGGGCGCCACCGUCCACUGCGGCGAGGGCGUGGACCAGCUCCGGCUCCCCGAGGGCAACGCCGGCGGCUACUUCAUGCCCGCCACCGUGCUCACGGGCGUGGCCGACGCCUCCCGCGUCAUGCAGGAGGAGAUCUUCGGCCCCGUCGUCUGCGUCAGCCCCUUCGACGGGGGCGAGGACGAGGCGGUCGCCCGGGGCAACGGCGUGCGCUACGGCCUGGCGGCCACCGUGUGGUCCCGGGACGUGGGGAAGGUGCACCGCAUGGCCAGGAGGCUGGAGGCGGGCCUGGUGUGGACCAACUGCUGGCUGGUCAGGGACCUGAACCUGCCCUUCGGGGGGAUGAAGAGCUCGGGGGUGGGCAGGGAGGGCGGGAGGGACUCCUACCACUUCUUCACCGAGGUGAAGACCAUCACCGUCAAACACUGAGGUGGAGAGCGGGCGGGGGGGGGGGGGGGGGGAGAGGAGGAUAGGACAGGGGGAGGGGGGAGGAAGGGGAGGAAGGGGAGAGGGAGAAUGCGAAAUCAACUUCGCCUUUCAACUUCUUUCGGCCCCGGAGGGAAAUUAGUUUUGGAGCGAGACAUGGAAAACAGACAUAGAAACGAGAACUGAAAUACAAAACGCCGACACAGGGUGCAACAGAGGGGGGGGGGGGCUCUGAAUGUUGGGGAUUCUGGGAAAACAGCAGCAGCGCCAAAAUGACCUUCCAAGUUGCAAAAAAUGCUUGUCAGUUACAAGAUCAACAGACACGGGAGAAGUGAGGAGAGGAGAGGGAGGGAACCUGGGGGGAGCAGGGACCCUGGGGUGUGUCUCAACAGGCUCUGAGCACCCUUUACUCCGAAACCCCACCCAGUGAAGGAAGCUAAACUGAGGGAGAAGGUCUCCAGUCUAACAGGAUUACUUCAGUCAUGUAGUGUGGAUAUUUAAUAGGGGAAAGCUCACCACUGUGAUGCUCAACCGAAUUCAACUGUUGUAUUCUUUUUCAAAAAUCACUUCAAUAAAUCAUCUUUUCCAUAA
Molecule: messenger RNA, 2242 nt
Organism: Osmerus eperlanus (European smelt)
Lineage: Eukaryota; Metazoa; Chordata; Actinopteri; Osmeriformes; Osmeridae
Gene: aldh8a1
Product: aldehyde dehydrogenase 8 family, member A1
Exons: 7
Coding region: 179-1654 (491 amino acids)
Biological process (GO): retinoic acid metabolic process
Molecular function (GO): retinal dehydrogenase (NAD+) activity
Source: RefSeq, a predicted model, not a curated record